Molecule: messenger RNA, 2514 nt
Organism: Lactuca saligna
Lineage: Eukaryota; Viridiplantae; Streptophyta; Magnoliopsida; Asterales; Asteraceae
Source: the annotation of a GenBank genome assembly
AUGAAACCGUUAUUCGUGUUCGUUCGUUUUAAUCAAAAUCUUGACCGCUUCAGGUCUUGCAUCUCCGAUCCUUUUUCCGGCCACUUCCUCCAUCUAAAUUAUUCGCUCUGCAGAUUGAUUUCAGCAGCCACGUUAUUUGAUUUGGUUUCGAAUUUGGCUUCGUCUGUUUCUUGCGUUACCAUUCAAAUUCUGAAGGGCAUGGCGUCAUACAGGCCGUUCCCUCCACGACCUCCUCAAUCAAAUUUUGGUCCACCACCGCCACCACCUGCCCUGCCCAAUCUCACCUCUCUUCCACCACCGCCACUUGCCCCUCCGCCUCAACCAAGAGGAAAUCAGUAUUCACAGAAUUGGGGCUAUACUAAUUCGAACUUUCAACAGGGUGGUUAUGUGCCUCCAUCUGGAAACCCUGUUCCCAAUCAACAACAGUUUGCAUCAUAUCCACCUCCACCACCACCAGAGUCUGCAUAUCCACCACCACCACCUCCUUCCGGGACUGCACCACCAGGGCAAAUGUAUUUUCCAUCUUCUCAGUACUCCCAGUUACAUAGCCAGCCUCUACAACCGCCGCUGCAACCACCACCACCACCACCUCCACCUUCCUCUCCCCCCAGUUCUUCAGUUCCCCCGCCUCCUCCCCCACCAUCACAACCACCAUCACCUCCCCCACCCCCUUCAGCUGUCCCUAUAAAUAACCAAGCCAAGCAAAGCAGACACGAUAGUUUUAAAAGGCCUUCCACUGAACUCGAGAAUUCUAAAUGGCGUGAUUCAUCACAUUCUCAUCACGCAGGUCCUUCCAGACAACAUUCUAAGCCUUCUACUUUACCUCCUUUGCCAGCAAAAAAAUCAAAUGGCCCUCCUGGUAGGGUUGAGACUGAAGAAGAGAGGAGGCUGCGCAAGAAAAAAGAAAUGGAGAAGCAAAGGCAAGAAGAAAAGCAUAGGCAACAGGUGAAGGAAUCUCAGAGUAAAGUCCCCCAAAAGACCCAAUUGUUAUCUUCAGGCAUCAAGCCACAUGGUUCAGUUAGUGGCUCCCAUAUGGGCGAUAGGAGGGCUACACCAUUUUUGAGUGGUGAAAGGGUAGAAAACCGGUUGAAGAAGCCAACAACCUUUCUAUGCAAGUUGAAAUUCCGGGAUGAGUUACCAGAUUCAACAUCUCAACCGAAGCUUCUGUCUAUAAGGAGAGAUAAAGACCGAGCUGCAAAAUACGGUGUGACUUCAUUAGAAAAGGUGCAUAAGGCUCAGUUGUAUGUUGAGGCAGACCUUGGGAUACCACUUGACCUACUUGAUCUGAGUGUAUACAAUGGUGGGAGGGAUGAAAGUCAGCAUAUUGCCCCUGAAGAUGAGAGACUGUUGGUGGAAGAUGCGUCUGUGACCCCAACAAAAAAAGACGGCUUAAAAAGAAAAGAACGUCCUACAGAUAAAGGCAUGUCUUGGCUUGUCAAGACACAAUAUAUAUCUCCUCUUAGCACCGACACCACAAGACAGUCUUUUUCUGAACAACAAGCAAAAGAACUACGGGAAAGACGCGGUAACACCUUAUUAGACAACCACAAUAGUAGGGAAAGGAAAAUUAAGGACAUUAAGGCUUCAUUUGAGGCUUGUAAGUCGCAUCCUGUUCAUGCAACCAACAAAAAACUACACCCGGUUGAGAUUUUGCCAUUAUUUCCUGAUUUCGAACGGUGGGAUGAUCAAUUUGUUGUUGCAACAUUUGAUGGUCCUCCUACUGUGGAUUCAGAAAGCUAUAAUAAAAUGGAGAAAUCUGUUCGAGAUGCCCAUGAAUCUCAGGCCAUUAUGAAAAGCUUUGUAGCAAGUACCUCAGACCCUGCUAAACCUGACAAAUUUUUGGGUUACAUGGUUCCUUCGGUUGGUGAGCUGUCAAAGGACAUGUACGAUGAAAAUGAAGAUAUAUCGUACACGUGGGUUCGUGAAUAUCGUUGGGAUGUGCGGGGUGAGGAUGUGGAUGACCCUACCAAUUUCCUUGUGGCAUUUGGUGAAUCAGAGGCUCGUUACAUGCCUCUGCCAACAAAGCUUAUCUUAAGGAAAAAGAGAGCCAGGGAAGGAAAAACAAGCGAUGAGGUUGAACAUUUCCCUGUUCCUGCAACUAUCACAGUCAGACAAAGGUCAACCGUUUCAGUUGACAUGAAGGAAUCCGAGGGUUAUAUGGGUUCGAAAGGGAGAAGUUUGAAUGCUAGACAUGACAUGGAAGAUGAUGGUGAUAUGGAUCGAUCCAGUGGGGGAGAAUAUGAUUUGUCGGAUUGAUCAUCCAUCUAGGGUAAUUAUGGAAAAAGAUUUUAAAAACUGUUAAAAGGAACUGGAAAAAAUAGAAUGUAAACAAUCUGCAGGAGGUGUACCAGGUAAUUCUUUUUUCUUACCUUAUAUUUAUAUGUAUGUCAUCCUUUUUUUUUUACAUUAUUAUAUUUAUAUUACAACAUGCAAUGAUGUUAUUAUAAUGUGUACAUUACAUUAUUAAGCAUGGUAUCAGUAUAAACCAUACCAUGUAAUGCAGUUUUAGCAAAA